GGCUCCUACUCCUCCUUCCUCCCCGCGCCCUCCGCAGCUCCUAUUGGCUGCGGCCGGCUCCGCCCCGGCACGUGAGCUCCCGUCAUGCCUCGCAAGCGGCCGUUCAGCGCGAAGCGGAAGAAGCAGCAGCUGCGCGAUCGGCGCGAACGGAAACGGGGUGAUGCCCCGGCAGGGCCGGACUCGGGCCCGGGGAGCCGCAGUGGGAGCCGGGAACGGGGCAGCGAUGCGGCCCCGGUUGAAGCGGGAGACCCGUGGCCCCCUCCCUGCCGCCACGACCCCGGCAGGUUUCGGCUGCAGCUGGGGGGGCCGCGGGCCGAAGCCUUGGCGCGCCGCCGGCGCCGGGCUCAGGAGGAGCUGCUGGAGCUGCUGCCCGAGACCGCCCUUGAGCUGGACCCUGAUAGUAUCUACGGCCUUGGGCUGGACUUCCCACGUCGGCCACCCUGGAGCUUCGCCAUGAGCCCGGAGGAGCUGCGUGUGCGGGAGGAAGCAGCUUUCAGUGCCUUCCUCCGAUCCCUCCGGGAGGACCAGCACCCCCGGGGGGCUGAGGAGGGGGGCAGCAAUGGUGACGAUGAUGAAGGAGGUGUGGCACCAUUCGAACACAACCUGGAGACAUGGCGGCAGCUCUGGCGGGUGCUGGAAAUGUCUGACAUCAUCCUCCUCAUCACUGACGCCCGGCAUCCGGCACUGAAUGUGCCGCCAGCGCUGGCUACGCACGUGACGCGGGAGCUGGGGAAGGGCUUGAUCCUCAUCCUUAACAAAGUGGACUUGACCUCGCCUGCUGUGGCCACCGCCUGGAGCCACCUUCUGCGCCGCCGCUUCCCCUCCGCCCGCGUUGUCCCCUUCACCUCUGCCCCCCAACGGAUCCCCAUGUCUGGGCUGCAACGGCGGCAGAGGCGGGGGGGUGGAUGGAGCCGAGCUGUGGGACCCCGGCAGCUGCUGGAAGCUUGUGAGAGCAUUGUAGGGGGAGAAGUGGACCUGAGCAGCUGGCGAGCACGGCUGGACCGGGCGGAGGAGGCAGCGGCACGGGGAGAGGAAGAGGAGGAAGAAGAGCAGCAGGAGGAGGUGGGGGAUGGUGAGGAGGCGGGUGACGAUGACGAGGACAGCGCCGGCGCCAUGGUGGCCCCCCGGCAGUGGGAGCGCUACCGGCAUGGCAUCCUCACGCUGGGCUGUGUUGGCCUGCCGAACGCGGGCAAGUCUUCGGUGCUGAAUGCGCUGGUGGGGCGCAGCGCUGUCAGUGUCUCCCGUGCCCCUGGCCGCACCCGCUACUUCCAGACGCAUUUCCUCACCCCCCGUGUCCGACUCUGCGACUGCCCAGGCCUCGUCUUCCCCUCCCACGCCCCCCCGGCUCUCCAGGUGUUGGCGGGCGUCUACCCCAUCUCGCAGCUGCAGGAGCCCUACUCGGCCGUGGGCUUCCUGGCCUCCCGCCUCCCGCUGCCACUGCUGCUCCAGCUGCGGCCUCCCAGCACCGCCGCCGGCUGGACCGCCUGGGACAUCUGCGAAGCCUGGGCUGAGAAGCGAGGCUACAAGACAGCAAAGGCAGCCCGUAACGAUGUCUACCGGGCGGCCAACAGCAUCCUGCGGCUGGCAGCGGAUGGGCGACUCCGCCUCUGCCUGCGCCCCCCUGGCUAUGCCGCCCAGAAGGAUCUGUGGGAGCAGCACCCUGAGACGGCAGCGCUGGCGGCGUUGCAGGAGCAGGGGGACCCAGGUGCGAGGGGCUCGGCCCCCCCUGGGGAGGGGUCCACCUCGGAGGAGGAGGGGAGUGACAGCGGUGAGGAGGUGGAGCCUGUGGAGGCCACGCCCCCUGCCAGCACUGGCCACAACCCCUUUGCGCUGCUGGGAGAGGAUGAGUGUUAGCCCCGCCCCUCGGGGCGGAGCCAAUCAGAGGUCAAGACAUAUACCACUGUGCUAAUACCAUAUAUGAAAUAAAGGGAGGUUUAUUUCUGCA
Messenger RNA from Falco peregrinus (peregrine falcon), 1945 nucleotides. RefSeq names its product G protein nucleolar 1 (putative) (gene GNL1). NCBI's taxonomy places the organism in Eukaryota, Metazoa, Chordata, Aves, Falconiformes, Falconidae. The transcript is spliced from 12 exons. Gene Ontology annotation, molecular function: GTPase activity; GTP binding. The record is from RefSeq and is a predicted model, not a curated record. The coding region runs from base 85 to 1854 and encodes 589 amino acids.